ACAAUAUAAGGAACAUGGAAAGUUAUUACAACAUUAAUCGACAAUGUUAAUGUUGUAUUGGAUUAAAUUUAGUAAAUCUUGCUUUUAAUUUCAGGAUUGAAUUCAUUUCAAUAUGGGAUUAACAUGGCGUUUACGUUUAUCAUAUGCAAUUGGACAUGUUUUAAAUGAUUUAUGCGCAUCUGUAUGGUUUACAUAUACUUUGGUAUUUUUUAAAUUUGGCAUUAGUAUACCAACAAGUAUGGCUGGUUUAAUAAUACUUGUUGGCCAAUUGGUUGAUGGUUUAAUGACACCAGUAAUUGGUCUACUUUCGGACAGAUUUUCAUCUCAGUCAUCUGUACCAUUGUUAAUAUCAUCUUCUUCCCAUUCUUUGUCAGCAUCAUCAUCAGUUACACAUAAUAAUUUCAAUGAUCGUUUGCAUAAUUCUAAUGAACAUUUAGCCAAUCAUAAUAAAAACUACAUGUCUACAGACUCUUCUGAUGUUAUUCAUUCUACUGGUAAUAAUAAUAAUAAUUCAUCUUUUUUCCAACGAUUCAACUCUGUUCUAAGAAGAUUUCGACCAUUCGGUCGUAAAAUAUGGCAUCUUUGCGGAAGUAUAUUAAUUAUUUUUUCAUUUCCUUUAAUAUUUGGUCCACCACUUGGUUCAUCCAAUAUUAGUACACUGGCAAAAAUGAUUUACUAUUUACCAUUAGUGGCAAUUUUUCAAGCUGGAUGGGCCGCAGUUCAGAUUACUCACUUGGCAUUAAUCAAUGAAUUAUCUAUGGAAUCUAGUGAACGUACUUUAUUGACUUCCCUACGUUAUUUAUUCACAGUUCUUAGUAAUCUACUUGUUUAUAUUAGUACAUUUCUUCUUUUACAACAUCAAAAUCAUGUUGAUAAUAACAGUAAUAACAUUCGUAAUGAUACUAGUAUUAAAAAUUCAAUGAAUGAUAUGUUACCGUUGAGAAAAUUGCUUAAUUACAAUGAAGUUGAAUAUAUUAUGUUACCUAUGGUAAUGACUUCACAUCCAUUAUCGAAAUGUUCAAAUUCCUCACUAUCUUCACCGUCCAUUAUUGAUUUUGGUAAAGAUGAUAUACCAGCUUUUCAAAAGUUAGGUUUUACAAUUAUUGGUGUUGGGGGAUUAACAAUGUUAUUAUUUCAUUUUGGAGUAAGAAAGAAAGAUUUUAUUCACAAUGUACGACCUAUAACUGUUGUGGAUAAUCCUAAUCAUGAAUCUGUCAGUCAGAUAAAAGAUCCUGCUUACAUAAUUACUACAUGGAAAGAUUGGUUACGUUUACCAUUAUUUUGGAUUCUUGGCUUUUUCUACAUGUUUGUUAGAUUAAUUGUCAAUGUAUCACAGGCUUAUUUAACAAUUUACCUUUUACAUUCAUUACGUUUACCUAAAAUUACAAUGGCUUUAGUUCCUUUAACAGUUUACCUGACAAGUAUUGCUACUACUAUGGUACAAAAACCAAUACAAGAUCUUAUCAGUCGUGAAACAAAUACUGGAAUUGGAUUAAUUUUUGUUACAAUAUUUUGUAUAUUAGUUAAUUAUCCUGGUAAUCCACCAAUAAUUUAUCGUAUAUAUAUUGCUGCUGGUAUACUUGGUAUUGGUUGUACUAUUAUAUUAAUUACAUCAUUAGCAAUGGUAUCAGAUUUAAUAGGAAAAUAUCAACAAUAUGGUGCAUUUGUUUAUGGUUAUAUGUCAUUUACUGAUAAAUUAGCUAAUGGUAUUGUUAUACAAAUUAUUGAAUUAUUAUGGAAUGAAUGUUCAUCAUUAACAUAUUAUCAAAAUGUUGAAUCUUAUGGUAUUGGUACAUUUGUUCUAUGUCAAUUUAUUUUUUUAUGUUUAUAUAAAUGGCAAAAAACGGUGUAUAUUACAAAUGGGAAUAUAAUUCAUGAACAUGUAUAAUUUUUGAUGAAUAUAACUAUUGAAUUGGUUUAGUUUAGAGUUAGUUUAAUAUGAUUUAUGCAAUAUGUAUAUUCAUUAAAGAAUUUUAUAUUGAAUUGUUUACUGAUUAUGAGUAUACUUAUUUUUAUAAGUCAUUUUACAAUUUAUCUUUCCUCUCUCAACCUCUUCUUCUCUUCUCUGUCUCUCUCUCUCGCUCUCCUUCUUGAAUGAUACAAAAAGGUAAAUUGGUUUCUGUAUGUAAUUUAAUUUUAAAAAAAGUAAUUCAAUAAGCAUUUUACUAAUGAACUUAUCAAUGAUUAUUAUGUAAUAAAAUACAUUAUUAAACUCAAUGGCUUAUGAACAGUGUCUUAUCUUGUUUGUUACAAACUGUAAUGAAUAAAUUUUUCUUUCUCCAAAUGAACAAUUCAUUUCUACUUUUGUUUUCUUUCAUCAUCAAUAAACAAUACGUAUCAAUCAUUGAUUGAUUUGAUUUGAUAAUAAGAUUAAAUAUUGAAUUAUUCUAUUUAUUGUAAACUAUGUAUUGUAAAUUAUCAUUUUUAUUUUUGUUAUAAUUUGUCGUUUGAAUGAUUAUUGUCUUGACUCUUUUAAUGCUACUUUUUUUAUCUGGUCGUCACUGACUUUUCUUUCUGUUACAUCCAUUUUUAUUUUAUUUUAAACUUUACAUUGAUUUAAUGUAUUAAAGGAUAUUAGUUUAAGUGAAGGAAAAAAAAGAAGGAAGCGGCAAUAAUCAAAAGAGUUCAUAACUGGAAACGACUAAUUCUUAUGAAAUUUAUUGCAAUAACCAAUCGUCUAUGUAAUUUUAUUUUCGUUUUAAUUUUACAACCAUUGAAUUACAAAUUGAUUACUAUUUCUCUCUUUCUUUGUUUUUAUUUUUGGCAAGACUAUAAUUUGUAUAUGAACCAAUGAACUUAGAGGCAGCAUGUUGUGGAUUUUGACGCAAAAUUCAUUUAUUAAUAUGAUCAAACAGUAUUUUGACACGAUAGCUAAUGUCAAUUCUUAACUCUGAUUUAUAACUAAAGAUCCUGAUCUUAAUUAUGACCGCUUUUUAUUCUCACAAAGUGGGUAGAUAUUCACAAGGUCACUUUAGCAUCACUCAGAGAUCAUCCAUAAAUUAUAGCCGACCAUUCAUUAGAAGAGAAAAU
Messenger RNA from Schistosoma margrebowiei, 3030 nucleotides. The record is from the annotation of a GenBank genome assembly. Lineage: Eukaryota; Metazoa; Platyhelminthes; Trematoda; Strigeidida; Schistosomatidae.